UUGGGCUGAUCUUUACGAUCAUAAUUACCCAUAAAAAAGUCUUUUUUUGUCUUGCUUUUGACAACGUGUUAUUUGACUUUUCAUUAGUGUUCUGUAUAAUUUAUAGAUUGAACAGAUAAUCUUCGCCUCACAAAUAUUUCUUUGGUUAAAUUUAGUAACAUUUUGUUUCCUUUUAGUUAUUGCAGGUUGGACAUUGAAAAUAAAUAUGCUUGCAUAAAUCAUGGAAUAUAUAAAGGACUUUUUGAUCUUUCAUUCUUUUUUUUAUCAUCAAAUCUUUUUAUCUCAAGAUGAAGUUCUCUACUGUUGCUUUACUCCUUGCUGCUGUCGCUGGUAUUCAAGCUGCCGCUAUUACUAACCCUGAAUGUAAGGCUUUAGGCGACAAGUGCAUCCACAAAGCUUGCGGCACCAAGAGCGGUACUGGCUACAAGGGCUACUGCUGCCUUACUGAUGAUGACUGUAUCAGAUCCUGUGUUAACAACCAAUGUACUGGUAUCAAGAACCCCAAGUUUAGCAAUCCUAUUCCUGACAGCUGUAAGAAUGAUAGUAUCGAUUACUUUGGAUCCAAUGUCAAGAAUGGCCCUGCUGGUGUCUGCUGUGACAGCGAUGAAGACUGUCAAAACAAGUGCGUUAAAGACCACUGCACUGCUAGCUCUUAGUUUAUACUCAAUGACAUACCCAUUUAAACAAUAAAACUCACUGUUUAAAUUAUGGCGUAUACAAUGACGUAAGAGCUAAUAUAUUGUACGUUUCAGACACUAAAUACCAUUCUGAAUGUGAACUUGAAUUUCCAUAACCAAUAUCUUUCUAUUACAGUAAGCCUAUUAAGCAAUUUCUUCAAUA
Messenger RNA from Gilbertella persicaria, 840 nucleotides. RefSeq lists its product as uncharacterized. The record is from RefSeq and is a predicted model, not a curated record. Bases 288 to 656 code for a protein of 122 amino acids. The transcript has 2 exons. NCBI's taxonomy places the organism in Eukaryota, Fungi, Mucoromycota, Mucoromycetes, Mucorales, Choanephoraceae.